GGAUACCAGUGAGUGAGUGGACGCUGUGUCAGGAACAUACGCCAUAAUUACCAGUUUUAUUUAGGUUGUUAACUUUAUUCAGAAAAGUUGUAGAAUGAAUGUGUGUACUGUAUUAUUUCAGUGAAAAGUUUGGUGACGUAUUGUACAAUCUUUUAAGAGACUAAGGGUCCCUCGACGUACGACAAUAAGAUAAAAAGUGAUAUCAAACAGCCAAUACAUUACAUUACCUUGUAGGUACAAUACUUACUACUGACUUAAUGAAACCCUCAUAUCUUUAUACAUUCCCUAAGUGUAUCAACAACAAAUGUUUAUAUAUGAGUCGUUUUCAUACAAGGCGAUUGUUUUAAUCGUACGUCGUGGCAGCAGUGUACAAGGCAGUUAACAGAGGUUUUCUCUUGGGAUUUCCACGCCAAUGAAUUUCAUUUCCUGUCGACCGUAUUUCAAGAUGACCUCUAAGGACAGUGCACAUAACCGGAGAAACAAUGAACUGUGGGUUUAUCAGGAGUACACACCGGUUUAGUUUAUCUGCAAGUUUGUAGUCUCCAGGAGGAUUCUUACAUAUCAUUAAAGCUGUGUUAUUAUGUUGCAACUUAUCGCCGUAAAUACACCAUGGCUUCUUUGAUUCGCAUUGUUAAUAAGCGAAGGUUAAGCAAGGCUUCAACGCAAAAGCUUGAUGAUGGAACCGUGCUAUCAACUUUCUACAAGGACGAAACAUGUGCUUCAAAUACCUCCAAUAACAACUCUGAUGCACCAGGAAAGAAUGUAGAAAAGAACUCGCAACAUUUGCCACAGAAACCUUCAACAGACGGGGAGUGCAAGGAUGUAGCGGAGCCUCUUUUAACUUCACAGGAAGAAUGCACAGUGGUCACAUCACAAUAUAUGGCGACGGGUUUCACACAGCAGUCGACAGCAGAGUCACCACCACAAAAUCCAUCCUCUUCCUCACAGACAUUACUAAAUGAUGUCACUCCCUCGCCAGAAGAAAAAAACACAAUCGCGCAGCCACUGAAUCCCGAUGCUCCACUACAAAAUACAGGGAUUUACACCACAGAAGACCGUUUUGUGUUUCGGUUGUACAAACUCGUCCAGACUGUAGCUGUUUACGUUUUACAGCUUGUGUUUUCCUGGAGCAUACAGGAUAAACCCGUCGAGAUGAGUUUAUGCGAUUAUUUUAUUUCGGUCAAGAAUAUGAGUAAAGUCAAAUUAAGAAGACUUUUCAAGAAAACGCAGAUGGACGCCUUGCAAAAUUCUUCUUCUGAUGAUUCCUUUGACGUGACACUGCUAUUUGCGUGUAUCAUGUGUGUGUACAAAGAGACGGACAGUGUUAUGCAACAUAUCAAGUAUAUCAAAGGUUUUAGGAAUGACCUCGCGCAUUCUAAAAUGAAUAUUGAUCAUUCAACCUUUUUAGACAAAAUUGACAGUUUACGGGACCACUUUACAAGGGCGCUACAAACAGCUGGAGAUAUAAAUUCCAUCCCACAAGAUGUUGUGAGAAAUCAUGUGCAUAAAGUCAAUGAAAAUAUUAAUAAGAUCAUACAAGAACAGAUUGUCCAAUGGGACAUUACAAGCUAUGAAAAUGAACUUUUGUUUGAACAGAAACUAUACAGUCUUUUGACCAUUGGUUCACAGAAUCUAAAAGCCUUGUAUGAACAAUGGGUUUAUCUCACCCCUCUCUCCUUCGUCAGUGGGAACACCCAGCUUCAAACGAGUAUGGUGUUUACUGAACUAGAAAUCGUAGAGACAGGCCCGAGAGGAAAUGGCCUGCUGGUGAAAUACCAAGAUUUCUUCCAUGUCGCCGCGAACUGCCGAUCUUUGGAUAAUAAAGAAAGGCCAGCAAAGGUCAUUCUUGUCGAAGGCCCUGCGGGAUCUGGAAAAACAACUUUGACCAAAGUGAUCAUCGAUAACUGGAUUCAGGGGAGAGAUGCGAUCAAAGGUCUUACAGAGUUCCAGUUGCUGUUUUAUACUGAGUGCAGGAAUCCUUCUAUAAAGAGUUUCUCUCAGCUUUUAACAGUCCUGAUGCCUGACGCUGCGAAAAAAUUCCGAACGGAAGAUCUGGUCAGCUGCGUUCUUGCAUGCAAAAUUCUCGUGAUUGUGGAUGGAGUUGAUGAGAUGACCCCUUCCUCUCGUGUGCUCUUCGAAGAAAUAUUGUCCUUGAUAAACACAGCCGACCUAACAGUUUUUAUUACCACAAGACCGGAGGCUGUCGAUGAUUUCUCCAAGAUGGUACCUCUUGAUAUAAAGACAAUGCACAUCAAGAUUAAAGGGAUCCCUGAAGGUAAGCGAGAGGAAUUUGCCUUGAAGUACCAUUCCGAGAUGGAAAGGACUGGCCAAGGCUCGCGGGACACAUCAGGACUUGUGAAAUAUUUGAGGAAAACGGGCGUGCAUCUGAAAGAUCAUUGGCGUCUUCCGCUACACUUAGCGAUGGCGGUCAUUCUAUGGGUGAUCUGCCCAGAUGCCAUCAACGGCGUAACAACAGCAACGGAGUUGUUCAUAGAAACUGAAAAUCUUCGGGAUGAAAAACUGUGCGAGAGAGUGAAGAAACAUGAGCAAUGCAAGUGCCUUCCUGUCAAGGAAAUCAAAGAGAAGAUCGAGAUUUUCCGAUUGAGUCUCUAUAAAAUCGCCUUAUACGGGCAAAGGGAAAAUGACAUAAUCUUGACCAAUGACUCACUGGAGAUUUUCGAAAAGCUCUGCAGGUUCCUCAAUUUGCCCGAAUCUGAAGUGAUGGGAGCGUUCUUCGUGAAGAAAAUCACUUGGAGUGGUACAGGCAUGCAAACGCAGUGCAGUUUCGCCCAUAAAGGAACCCAAGACUUUUAUUCCGCAAUGCAUGUUGUAAACGUCCUUCACGGAAAAGAAUACCCGGAGGGCUUAGAACACAUGCAGACUUGUUUGGAAACGUCUUGGCAGAAAAUACUGACGUUGAAGAAGAAAACCAUCUUGAAUAUACUGAAAGAUGUCUACAGAUCAAACCCAGAGGACUUCAAUCUCAAGAAGUUCCAGAAUGUCCUAGUGCACCUCACUGGCCUCGUGGGGAACGGAGGAGAAAUCUGCCGCAAGGAAAUCUUGUCAGAAAUGGUGAAAUUGCUAAGGAGAUCAGGCAUCGAUGACGAGCAGGCAUGGCUAGACAUCCUCAGUGACAUCAAGAUCAACGACGCCAUCAACAAGGAAGUCUCUAAGUACAUACCUGACAUCAUGAACCUCAACGGUCACAUAGAAAUAACGGAUUCUCGCGUUGCCACCUACGCCAAGAUGAUUCUUCAUGCUAAACCCACCCGCGUGACGAUAUGCAUCGAUAACGAUCCAGAACAGGUUCCAUGUUUGCAGGAUUUGAUGGAAGCUUUGUACUACAUGACGUGUGAGACGGAGUUGUUCUUUUACCAUGAUUUCCUCCAGCCUAAUUCUGACACCCUUGGCGUUGACAGUCCACUGCCGCAACUCUUCAAAGUAUCCCGCGUAACCAAGUUCAUGGGCCACAUCGACCAGGCACUCCUGAGGAAACUUCCCGACGACCUCCGAAUGGUGUGCGUUGUGGCCGUGGACGAGAGGCACUGCCAGAUGCUCCUGUCUCGGGUCACGUCCUUGCCGAAGUUGGAGUGGGUUUGGCUUCACGUGAGAGCAGACCUGGAGGCCAAGUUCUACCAGCCUCUCAUGGGCAUCAACUACGUCAUUUAUAACAGCAACUACAGCAGACUCCAAGUUAAGAAGUUAACCGCAAGCCCGUUGGCGAUAGAACGCCUGGAGAAAUUGAUUGAGCUCAUAGACGGCCGGUAUGGGCAAGAAUCGAGGAAGGCUUUCAGAUGUGACGUGGAAAUGCACUUGGUAUGGGAUUUCCACCAACCUGGGGCAUAUUACAAGGAAAUUGAUCGGGCCAUCCAGCGUUUGUUCCUGCGGUCUAAAGUCACAGUAUUCAAAGGAUGUCUAGGAAGUGAUUCAUUGGCAAGCCUUCCCAGCACAGUACGAAAUCUAAAGAUAUCAGUAGUUGAUGACAGUCACUAUAAGUCUAUUGAGCCACCUCUCUCAGAGUUGCUGAAGACACAUCUAAAUUUACAGCGAAUACAGAUUCACAUUGGUCAUGAUGUAAAUCCAUCGGUUCUCCGUCCAUUUUGCAAAACAGAUGUUUGGAUAACACUCUUCUUUAACAAGCUACAGGACGAAAAUGUGAGCUGGGCAUGUAAAAUCAUUAAGGCUCUGCAACCAGACUUGUGGUUUGCAAGCCUAGUAUUCCCACAAAUGAAUGUAAGUAUGGAAGGUUACACCCAUCUGCUCCAGACACUUGCUGAAUCAGGAGUGAGAGUUCUACGUGGUGGAGGAAUUCUUGUGUCAUCGAGUUGGGCCACGCCUGAACUACGGCAAAACCUAGAGACCCUGACGAGGAAGUACCUGCAAUGUUCUUUCUUUGUAGUGGAUGACAGUGAUUUGUGGUGAAAAGGGUCUUUGGAUCUUUACCCAAGAGGCUCUCCGUUGUGAAGGAAUUAGCACUGGUUUUGACGUCAGUUGCAUGAACUUCUCCUCAAAGAAAAAACAAAAGUUGUAUCUAGUGCAUUAUUUCUUUUCAAAAUAUUGCUUUAUAUAUACUGAUGUAAAAUAUUAUUUAAAUGAUACGUCUUUCUUUUUUUGUAUUACUCUGUUAUUUGAACAUUUUGAAAUUUAUCACAGCACUUCAUGCUGUUAGCUACUUAUAUAUGAUUGCAAGAAUAAUUUUGUUAUCGACCUUUGUGUAUAAUACUUGCAGAUGUGUUUGGAAGCCUUUCUUCCUUUAUUCAGAAAUCAUUUGUUGUGUUGUAAUGUUGUUGAAGUACCUGAUUUAUUUACAGCAUUUGCUUGCAACAAAGAAGUCUUCAAUUUGUUUUAUACAUUGUUACUUUAUUUUCUUUACUGUACUUAUUGUAAUGUUAUUUUACUUAAUGUUUUCAUUCAUGUAUUGACAGCUAUUUUAAUUAUUGAUUUAUGCAUACAGAAUGAAAGAUGGUAAUGAACCAAUAACAUAACCAGUACUUACUAAUUAUGGUACAGAAGUAGCAUAAUAAAUAUACAAUGUUGCACUGUAGAGUGCAUUUCUGAUCAAAGUAUUCUUUUAUAUAAUGACUAUUUUUGAUAUCUUGAAAAUCAGCCUUAAAUAACUGUAUACAAAGAUUUAUAUGAUUAUUCUUUUAUGUAAUGGAUAUUUUUGAUAUCUUGAAAAUCAGCCUUAAUCAAGUGUAUGCAAAGAUUCAUAAGUUAAAAUUAUAUUUCAUUUUUAUGAAUCAAUAUAUUUGUACUGAGUAAUAGAUGUUCAAAGAUUUUUAAAUGAAGAUAUGAAGUAUGUGAUGUGGUGUCGCUAGGUUCUGUGAUGCACAAUAAGGUUUCCAAAGAAAGAGUCUACUGAUUAUAUUUUUGUUAAUUGUCUGAAUAAAGUUUCUGUGCAAUUUCAUAAUA
Penaeus chinensis is the source of this 5412-nucleotide messenger RNA. RefSeq lists its product as uncharacterized. The record is from RefSeq and is a predicted model, not a curated record. Bases 610 to 4422 code for a protein of 1270 amino acids. The transcript has 8 exons. Lineage: Eukaryota; Metazoa; Arthropoda; Malacostraca; Decapoda; Penaeidae.